GUGUAUUGAGAGUGGGACUAUAGCAGUGGAGCGCGACGCUCGGCCCAGGUUCACACGUCACCCAACCGUGCACAGUGCUAGUACUAGCGCUCUACUGCAGACGUGCCCGUGUGCCGUACCGUUCUGGUGGUGAAUCGGUUUGUUUAUAUACAAGACUAGUAUACAAUCACAUCCUGGUCACAUGGAGCCGACACAGGGAUAGCAUGUCGACUAGAGGAGACUGGAAACGCUAGGAAUUCUGCGGCCAUUGCAUACGACAUGUCACGAGUACCGUUUUCACCCUGGAGGAAUUAAAUAUUCGCCAUCACUCAUCAGCAUGCUCAUCCAAGGAUUCAUCGCUCUCCUCAUCUCCGAGAUCAUCUGUCUCCUCUCCUGUGUCGUUUCACAGGACAUCUCACCAAAUGUGCCAACAAUCAACGUCCCUGGAUACUCUUACCUUGUUCCUUAUGGACGAUCAGUGAUGCUAGAAUGUCAUGUGACUGGAACUAGACCAAUCAAAGUCAAAUGGUGGACUCGUGGCAGACAUGUGACAGACGAUGACGUAUUUCACACCUCGCUGGUGACUACUAGUGACGAAAGAGACACACUGUUGCUAUGGAUACAUUCGUUAUCUGAAAAAGAGACCGGGACAUACAUAUGUAGUGGAUCAAACGCAUUUGGGGAGGUAACCGACAAGAUAUAUGUUAAUGGGUAUGAAGACGAGGGUGUUCCGGGAGAAGAGGAUGGUGACGUAGAGAUUGGGUACUUCACGGCAGAAAACAGUGCACGCAAAAGCUCAGCCGCUGGAGGUGUCGUGUACCUAGCUACAAUCGUCGCCACUCUCCACCUAACAACGACCAUAUUCUCAUCUGUCUUAUCAUGUCUCUGCAACGCCUUCUCAUAGUGUCAUUCAGUGCAUUCUGGAGUUUUGUUUUAUUUUUCUCCUUAUAUUGUUAUUUUGUUGUUAAGAAUUUCUAUAAAAUACAUUAAU
Messenger RNA from Mizuhopecten yessoensis (Yesso scallop), 970 nucleotides. RefSeq names its product palladin-like. The record is from RefSeq and is a predicted model, not a curated record. The transcript has 3 exons. Lineage: Eukaryota; Metazoa; Mollusca; Bivalvia; Pectinida; Pectinidae. The coding region runs from base 317 to 883 and encodes 188 amino acids.